Messenger RNA from Oncorhynchus kisutch (coho salmon), 3635 nucleotides. RefSeq lists its product as uncharacterized. Bases 272 to 1789 code for a protein of 505 amino acids. Gene Ontology annotation, cellular component: nucleus. NCBI's taxonomy places the organism in Eukaryota, Metazoa, Chordata, Actinopteri, Salmoniformes, Salmonidae. The record is from RefSeq and is a predicted model, not a curated record. The transcript has 17 exons.
AGAAGCAGAAGCACCAUAGAAGCAGAAGCAGGACUAUUCUUUUUGCCUACUCGGAAAUUACGAUACGAAACGUUGACCCUUCUGAACAAAUACUGAGUCAGGCGGGGCCCUACUAUUCGAUUCAUAUCGCGUGAUUUCUGUAUUAGUGUAGAAGAAGCGAAACAAAAAUCGACGUUGCGAACGGACGGAGAUUAGGUCGAUCCGCUCAUACUUACAUUUCUAGCACGCUGUGGUUUUCUGUCAAAUUGCUAAAGAUAACAACACAUGGAGAAUGGGUCCCGAGCCACAUGGUAGGAACAUACGAUGCGUACUUUGUAAAAGUUCAAAGGAAAAUCUGACAACUGGACCAUUAUCGACGAAAGAUUCUGUCACCGCUCAUCAGAACUGCUUGCUUUAUUCAUCCGGGGUUAUUUGCCAGAACUCGCCAGAGUUUGACGACUUGUUUGGUUUCACUGUAAAAGAUGUCCAGAAUGAGAUGAGGAGGGGAAACCGACUGAUUUGCUACAGGUGUAAGAGGAAGGGUGCCACGGUGGGGUGUGAGGUGAAACGCUGUCAGAAGUCCUACCAUUACCCCUGUGCUGUGGAAGACGGGGCCCACAAAGUCGAAGACCGUAUUGAAGGGAAGUAUACGGUGUACUGUCAGAAGCAUAAUCCAGAGUUAGGAGCAUCCAAUGGUACAUCUUUGUCCUGCAACGGUGAUUCAGACACAGAGAAGAACAACAAUGGAGAAAUGUCAUCCAAGCUGUUUUGUGUCAUCUGUGAAAAGAAAGAGGAGAGCGUCAGUCUAGAACACAUCGACAGUGGCAUUUUCAAGUUGUAUUGUGAAAAGCAUAAACCACUGUCGUUGCAGAAAGAGCUGAAUGGACCCUCAUCUUGCAAGAGUGACUACAACACACCUGAAAACCAACGGCAGACACAAACACCCAAGAGACUGUUGAACUCCUCUAGCAAACGGGAAGUGACAUCAUCAAGAAAGUCCAAACACAGGAGGAUAAUGGAUAACUCCUCAGACUCAGAUGGAGAUGUGAAUAGGAUUGAUAUGGAGUUUUCCCCUCUGGAGUCCAAUCUAGAAGACCUUGUCAACUCUGAACACAGUAAUCAUGCUGAGACCCCCAUAGCUUCCACCACAGGAAAUCAGCCAGCACCUGAAGAUGGGGACUGUACAUUAAUCGACUCCGAUGCUGGGUCCCAGAGUCUUUUGCUACCAGUGAUGCUGUGUGUUGCAUCUGAAGAACCCUCUCAGGCCACAGUGUGCAGUUCUGAGUCUUGUCAAGGUUUUGUUCCGCACUCACCUGGUUCACCACAAGGCAGCUCUCGCUCACCUGGACCUGCUAUUGAUCCCAUCUUGCCUGUCCACUCUGGUCCACUCAAUUUGGCCAGCACAGCUAUUGUGUGUUAUGGCCCAGUGUCCUCUCCUCCAUCUCCCUCUACUCCCUCUCCACACGCUGUCUCCCAGUGUCCCCUUGCAAGGCCUGGAGGCCCGGGUUCACCUGGUGGUUCUGGCUCCGGCAAUGCAGCCAGCAGGGUGUUCUGGAGGAGGUGUACCGAAGCAGGCUGUACAGAGUCCAUCUUCACCACCUUCAUCUCUGACAUGGUCGGCAUCUCCAAGAGGAUCCUGUCAGAUCAGGCCAGUCAGGAGGAUUAUGAUCUCUCUCUGAGAGUGAUUGAGGCCUCUGGAAAAUUAUCACAGAUGCUUUCACAGCAGGAGAGAGAGUUUAAGAAGAAGCAAAGGGAGCUACAGAGAGCUACGGCAGCCAUAAGAGAAGCCAGGUCAGCCCUGAAAAGAUGAGCGGCACUGCCAGAAAUUACAGCCUUCAAAGUUCAAAUCACCUUUCCUCAUUUAUAUUUAUCAUUUGAUUUCUCAAUGUUUUUUGAAAAAACUUGUUCUGCUUUCUUAUCAUAAUACCAAACACAUAACCUAAUCUUAUAUUACUACCGUGUUUUAUAUCUAGUAGAAGCAAUUGUCAAACAAGAAGAGGCUGGCUUUUUCACUUGCCAGAAAAGGGACUUUAUAGCUUCACCAAUGUAAAAAAAAAUAAUGUACACUACAAGUCAAGUUUGGACAUGCCUACUCAUUCAAGGGUUUUUCUUUAUUUGUACUAUUUUUUGGGGGGGGGGGGAUUAUUAUUUUUUGUAGAAUAAUAGUGAAGACAUCAACUAGGAAAUAACGUAUGGAAUCAUGUCGUAACCAAAAAAGUGUUAAACAAAUCAAAAUAUAUAUUUUAGAUUCUUCAAAGUAGCCACCCUUUGCCUUGACAGCUUUGUACACUCUUGGCAUUCUCUCAGCCAGCUUCACCUGGAAUUCUUUUCCACCAAACUUGAAGGAGUUCACACAAAAGCUGAGCACUUGUUGGCUGCUUUUCCUUCACGCUCCGUUUCAACUCAUCCCAAACCAUCUCAAUUGGAUUGAGGUCAGGUGAUUGUGGAGGCCAAGUCAUCUGAUGCAGCACUCCAUCACUCUCCUUCUUGGUCAAACAGCCUGAAGGUGUGUUGGGUCAUUGUCCUGUUGGAAAAACAAAUGAUAGUCCCACUAUGCACAAACUAGAUGGGAUGGCGUAUCGUUGAAGAAUGCUGUGGUGGCCAUGCUGGUUAAGUUGCCUUGAAUUCUAAAUAUAUCACUGACAGUGUCACCAGCAAAGCACCAUCACAUUCUUCACAGUGGGAACCACACAUGCGGAGAUCAUCCGUUCACCUACUCUGCGUAUUACAAAGACGAUAGCUGUUGGAACCAAAAAUCUCACAUUUGGACUAAUCAGACCAAAGGACAAAUUUCCACUGGUCUAAUGUCCAUUGCUCGUGUUUUCUUGGCCCAAGCAAGUCUCUUCUUAUUAUUGGUGUCCUUUAGUACUGGUUUCUUUGCAGCAAUUCAACCAGGAAGGCCUGAUUUUACACUGUCUCCUCUGAACAGUUGAUGUUGAGAUGUCUGUUACUUGAACUCUGUGAAGCAUUAAUUUGGGCUGCAAUCUGAGGUGCAGUUAACUCUAAUGAACUUAUCCUCUACAGCAGAGGUAACACUGGGGUUUCCUUUUCUGUGGCGGUCCACAUGAGAGCCAGCUUCACCAUAGCUCUUUAUGAUUUUUGUGACUGCACUUGAAGAAACUUUGAAAGUUCUUAAUGUUCUGCAAUGAGGGACUGUUGUUUCUCUUAGAUGAUUUGGGCUGUACUUGCCAUAAUAUGGACUUGGUCUUUUACCAAAUAGGGUUAUCUUCUGUAUACCACCCCUACCUUGUCACAACACAGCUUAUUGUCUCAAAUGAAUUAAGGAAAGAAAUUCCACAAAUUUAGCUUUUAACAACCAUACCUGUUAAUUGAAAUGUAUUCCAAGUGACUAUCUCAUGAAGCUGGUUGAGAGAAUGCAAGGAGUGUGCAAAGCUGUCAUCAACUUAAAGGGUGGCUUACUUUGAAUAAUCUCAAAUAUAAAAUAUAUUUUGAUUUAACACUUUUUUGGUUACUACAUGAUUCCAUGUUAUUUCAUAGUUUUGAUAUCUUCACUAUUUUUCUACAAUGUUAGGAAAUAGUAAAAAUAAAGAACCCUGGAAUGAGUAGGUGUCUUGACUGGUACUUAAUAAAAAUAUAUAUUUUCCCCUAACCCUACCACCUCUCUCCUAAUUGGAGUAAAGUAAUGAACAAUAACC